CCGUCAUUUUUUUUAAAGUAUUCUGCGUGGCAUACACGGGGUUUUUAUCUUCCAAAUCCGCGAAUGGUAGGGCACGGAGCCGCCGAGGUGUCGCCGGAGAAGACGAAGUGGGGGCGGAUAGGGAGGCGCCAGGGGCUGCUGGCAAUGGCGCCCGUCGGGAUCGGCGCCGGCGGCUGCGGCUGCGGCUGCGGCUGCUCAUGGGUUCUGAUCUACGACCAGGUGGUGCCUUCAGGGACGUCGCGCCGUCGGCGGUGGGUGCCCCUGCUCCGCAUAGAGGCCGGCGGCGCCAGGGAGGCUGCUGCUACAGCUUAUAUAAGCCUGGAUGAGCAUGGAGAGGCCAGAAGGGCCAUUAAUGCACUGGUCACUGGUCAAUCGCAAGAACGAUUGUGACACUCUGCCUCAUGGAUUUAAGUGGAAGCAAUCAUAGCCAUACCAGACGUAGAUUAUUGCUUGGUUUGUCCUCUCCAAGAUGUUUACAGAAAUCCCAAGGCUGGCCAACAUUCUGACUUGCCAGUGGGCGUUGAGCUGCUUGAUGACUGUACCUACUGCUUUGCAGAGGAAUGCCAAGUUACUAAUGCCAUCCAGCUAAAUUUUCACAUCAAUAGAUUAAAUGAUGUGACUACCUGAAGGAGAUCACCAACAUUGACGAAAUAGGCCGACGAGUCUGCUGGCACCUGAAUCCACGUGUCCUUGCCGUUGAUGUCCGGCAGAAGCACC
Molecule: messenger RNA, 717 nt
Organism: Triticum dicoccoides
Lineage: Eukaryota; Viridiplantae; Streptophyta; Magnoliopsida; Poales; Poaceae
Exons: 3
Coding region: 64-390 (108 amino acids)
Source: RefSeq, a predicted model, not a curated record